AUGGCAGCUCCAACCGAGUCUGUUUACAAGAGUAUCAACGCACUUGCACAAAACAUUGAACUAAAUAGAAGAACAAUCACUUCCUUGAUUACCGAGUCGGAAGACUUCAAAAAUGCUCCUCAAUGUACUGUAUUCUAUCUACUAGCUAAAUUAUUGAAUAUUGAGGAUUUGGCAGAUGUCAAUGACUCGUUAUCGGGGUCGUUAACCCUGGAGGACUCAUUAUUGUGCAGAAACAUAUUUUUGAAUGAUGAGUUUGUGGUCGGGUGGAUCGAUACAAGACAUACCGAACUUUUUGAGAAAAUAAAUCAACUAGAUCUUAAGGAUGAUAACCAAGCUUUGCAAUCUCACAAUAUAGUUCCCGAUGUCAACUUAUCAAACUAUCUUACACAAUUGUACUCUCAAAUUAUUGAUAACGUGUUCUCUCUUGAUCUAGCUCAUAAGGGCUCUGAAAGCCGAACUGAAUCAUGGAUAUAUUUACUCUUUGACGUUGUAACUCAGCUAAAGAUAGACUCAUUCGGUUUGGAAUCUGAUAAUGAUAUUAGCAGAUUAAAUCUUAAGUUAUUUGUUCUUGAGGCUUACUAUCAGUUAGCGUCACUAUCUCCCAUCAACAAGCUUCUACUUUCACAAGCAAAAAUUACAGACAUAAUUGUGAAAGAACUCACUGCUAUGCUCACAAACGUCUUGGAACUAAAAGAGAUCCCGAAUGAUGACGCGAAGCUGUUAUAUUUCCAGUCUUUAUUCAACUUGUAUUUGGUAUUGGGAGAAGUGGGAAUGAUCGAUUAUACCUUCUUUAUAGAAUCCUUCAGGAAGAUUAUCAAACUCAACGAUCAACUAACUAAAAAGAAAUCACCUUCACAAAAUUAUGAAACCAGGGAAAUAUUUUUCCUCAGAAUUUUCAAGAAUUUAUUAGCAAAUCUCGAGAAACUAAAUGCCAGUUCCAAUAUUGCGGUAUCGAAUUUUACAAAAACAAAAAAUCAAGAAUCAGUGCUAACUCCAUCAAAUUUUUUGCUUUUCCCGCCACAAGGUUAUAUUGAUUUCAAUAACCUAAAAAUAUCGGAAAAUGGGUUCACAGUUCAAAUGUGGGUCCAAUUCACUUGCAAAAACGAUCAGCCUGUGGCCACAACCGUUCCGGAAAUGUCACUUGCCUCGCUAAAUUCAAACAGCAAUCCAGUGUCUGAUGACCAAAAUAUUAUAUUUUUGAAUCUACUCAAUUGCACAAACGAUGUAUUUUGGGAAUUGGGUAUAAACAAACAGGAAAAUUGUAUAGCCUUGAAAGUUCUCGAUUCCAGUGGACUUUCUAUGAGUAGAAAAUUCACCAACUUCAACUUGGAUUUUUUCAGUACUCGAAGAGAAGAAGAAAUUCCUGGCUCUGAUCAGAGUGAUGAAUCGACCAUGAGUAACAUAACAGAUGACCAAUACCAAAGAACGAAGUUCCACAACAUUGUGCUUAUCCAUAAGUUCAAUAAUGAUAAGCAUGAUAAAUUCAAGCCGUCCCAGGUUUAUUUGAUUGUUGAUGGGCAGUUUAUCCAAUCUGUGAAUAUUCCCCUGAACUCUUUGCCAACGCAUAACUCAGAAGUAUCGGUAAGGUUCGGAAACAUGUCACUGAACAUUAGCAGAUCAUAUAUCUCGUUCAACAAUUUACUCUUAAUUAACAAAAUCCAACCGCACCAGUGGAUUAUUUUGAAUUAUUUUUUAGGACUCAAUUAUCAUCAUAAUUAUGAAGACUUGAAUCUAAUUAACAAGUUUUUGGGCUACAAGUCAUUGAGUUUAUUUGAAUUGAAGUCAAAUGAGUUGAAGUUGAAUUACGACCAAACUACGACAGAAGAAAAUGGCUAUGAAGACAACUAUGAAUCAAUGAACUCAAGUUUAUUAAGCCAGUCCUUGAAGAAUGAUAGUUCAGGAAUUUUAAAUCGAAGCUUCGGUAAGAUACAAAAAAAAUUACCUCCAAGAAAAGUUGCUGCGUUCAAUUUAAAUUUUGUUUUGGUUGGUGAUGAUCUGAUAGUGUUGAAUUUCCAUGCAAAGAAUGUUGUUCACAAAAGCCUGGCAAUCAAAUUGGUAGUGAAUCCUCUUAAAGACAAUUUAGUUAAUAGUGUCACUACUUUCAACUCAGAUACACUGAAUGAUGGGAAGUCUGGUUCAAAGCUUGAAAGUUCAUACGUAUUGAAUACUGUGUUAAAUUCUGUUAAUAACUUGGAGUUGAAUCGUAAAUACUUAGGCGUCAUUAGUUCAAAUGCCAGAAUCAUAAAUUACCGCUCAAAUUCCAAUACCACAGUAAACUUUUUCAAUUCCAUUGAUGGUAUAACUACCUUGCUAAAGUUAAUAGAAUCUAUUAAUGCUUACAGUGAUGAUUCAGAGGAGUUAAUUAUUAAUACUGAAAAGCUUGUCGCUUUGCUUCGAGUAUUAUUCUCAUUGAUUUCACAACAUCAUGUGUUUGCAAGGGAAAUGGAAGAAAAAGGAGGUUACCACAUUCUUUCAAUUAUAUUGAAGAACAAGAAAAAAUUAUGUGGCUUGAAGGUCUUGGACACAAUAUUGGAAUUUGUUGGUUAUGAUCAUGAUUAUCCAGCAGAAUCUGUUAUUGUCAAUUCCAUGGCAUAUAAAUCUUUGAUUGUGGAUUUUGAUAUUUGGAAAGAUGCAGAUAAAGAGACUUUUAAAUUUUUAUUAUUUCAGUUUACGGUUUUCAGCCAAGAUAGUAGAUAUCAUGAAUACAAUGUUAACAAGAUUGUGAAAAUGAAAAUCAUCAAAAGGUUUGUCCAAUGUUUAAAGUCCAAUGUCUUCACAGAAGAUUUCUUGUCAUCUGUUCAAAAUACAUUAUUGGUGCUAGUGAAGGCCAAUGCGACAACUGAUAUUUUCCAUGCUUUAUCAAACUAUAUCAUUUAUGCCUUGCAAGUCAAUAAAAACUUUACCGCAGACCCAAAUCUUGUUCUCUCCGAAAAUCCGGAGUUGCAAAGGAAGUGUGGCGGUUGCAUUUUGGAAUUGAUCUAUUAUAUCAUUGGAAACUCACCGUCCCAUCAUAUUUUUAAAAAAAUUGUCAAAUUGAUUAAUAUUCGAUGGAUAUUAUUGUUGAUGGAUGAUGCGAAUGAGGAUAUUGUGAAACUUUCUCUUAAACUUUUAACGAAGAUGUUUUCAAUUUUAGGGGAGAGCUAUUAUUCCAAUUUCAUUGACAACAAUGGAUUCAAUAUCUUGAAAAAUUUACUCAAAAAAUGGUACAAUAAUGACGAAAUAAUAGUGAUUAUCUUCGCUGCCAGUUUUGGUGCCUCACAAUUAGAUAAUUUGGGCACUGACAUUUAUGGAUAUUCAAAGAGAUUAGCAAGAAGAAAUGACUUGCUCAGCGUGUCAAUGCCGGAGUUCUUAUUCUUGAUUUUUGAUUUGAUUGAAAAUUCUAUUGAAACGAAUAAUGACCAGCGACAGCACACAUAUGAUGUCGAGUCGUACGAAAGGUUCAUCAACUGUAUUAAAUUCAGUUUCAAGCACCUCACUUGUUUACAUGUGACUUUUAAAAAGAAGGCUUGGAUUUCAAAGGUUUGUUUGAUAAUCUACAAAUUGGAAUUGCAAGAUGUGCCCCAAAUGAACAGUAUUUUGAUUGAGUUCAAAGAGAUGCUAUCGAAAAUUUUAUGGAGCAUCAUUUUUGGCUCAGAAAACCUUAUGAUUGUCGAAGCUUGUCAGUCAGAUAUUAUUGCAAAGCAGGUGAUUGUGGGUGUGAUUUAUCCAAUUGUCCUUCAGGAGGUUAGAGAACUGUUAGAGAAAAAUGAUGUGAAAUUGCGAAAGAAGACUGUGUGUAAAAAUGUGUGCAAAUUAUUAUUGCAAUGCUCUCAUUCUACCAAUAAAUUCAUUUGGGAAAGAGCUGAUUUGAUGUUACUUCACCAGACGUUAUCAAUGUUCAUCGAGAAAUAUGGCAGUAGAUAUGAAACCGGAUCAUCUACAUUGAAGGCUUUGAAGAGAUACUUGGGAGUCUUGACCUUGGAAAGAAUGUUCCUCUUGGUAUACGCAUUGACUGAAGAAAAUCGCGCAGAGUUGAAAGAGUUGGUCAAUACCAUUCUUUAUAGCCAGGAAACAUAUUUCAGUAACGAUGUGUUUGACUCUAAGAGAUUGCACGUGUUAGUUAUGUUUCUUUUGCAAGCUGUGAAGGAAGAUGGUAUUCGGGGAGACAAUUCCAAUAUUAUGAAUGCUUUAAGAAUCAUAUUUAUGCAUAGACAACAAGAUUUUGAAAAACUUAGUUACUCAAUUAACAGUGCCGCUCCUGAAACAAUUACAUUUUUCUUUGAAUCUCUUUUGGUCUCGGAUGAUGCUACAAUUAUUGAACGACUCAACCACGACAAUUAUCUUAAAAGUAAUCUUGAAAAAUCCCUUUUUGUUUGUUACGAAAAGUUUGAAAACACCUUCUUUAAUGUCCAGUCGGUUAAAGAUGUAUUGAGAUCGAUAUCAAAAAAUGAGGAGGUCAGUAGUUCAGACGUCAAAUUAUUCAUUAAUUUUAGAACUGAGAAUGUGAAUUGGAAAUCAUCAAUUAUUUCCUCAGAGCUAGCGAAAUACUAUCGUCAUUUCCAGGAUCAGCAAGACAACUUUCAAUUUUUCAUAACUAAUUUUAAUAAAAUGAAAUUAGAAGUUUCAAGAAUUUUGAAAAUGAACUCGAAACAACAUUGGUCUGUUGACAAUAUUGAAGGUCUUGAUCGAAUUCACAAUAGAGUUAUUCCUAAGGAUGAUCUUUCUUUUGAGGACCAGUUGUUAUAUAAGAUUGAAGUCCCAGUGGUCAAACCUGCUAAAAGCACAGAUGAUAAGAAUAUUGCCAAUGCUUCCUUGCUUUAUGAGCAGAUGGAGGCAUUAUCCAUUGAUAAAGUGAAUGAGGAGACUGAGGAUUUUGAAGAUGAAGAGGAUUUUGAGUUGAUCGAAGAAGAUGCGUUCUUUGAUAGUGCACAAGAAGACAAAAAUAGGAAAGUCUUGAGAAGUUUAUUUGUUGGUGAUAGGAUCAAUGAUUUAUGGAAUGUUAGCCAAUUGCUUGGAUUGGAAGCUGAAGAAGGAAUAUUAAUUCUCGGAGAAACCCAUCUUUAUUUGAUUGAAAAUUACUUCCAUUGCUCCAAUGAUGAGGUGGUGGAUAUUGAUGAUGCUCCGCCAGAUUCAAGAGAUCCAUAUUUAAAAUUGAUUACCGGCCAACCAAAAUCCAAAAAUUUGAAAAAGUCUGUGAAGACUCAUAACACAAAGUCUUGGGAUUUGGAAAAACUUUCGUCCGUUUCCAAGAGACAAUUCUUGCUUCGUGAUGUGGCCAUUGAAUUUUUCUUUGCAAACGGCAGCAGUUUCUUAAUCAUUUGCCGCAAUGUGAAGGAAAGAGACAUAAUUCACGGAAGACUUUCUUCAAGAGCUAAAAAUAGCAGCACUGAUAGUGAUUUGAUGUUAGCGUUACGUUCAGCCAAUUAUACCCCUGCAAAAGUUGCGACUGGGCAAACCAGUUCUAGUUUUGCUUCUAAGUUGGCGAAUGCGAUCUCCUCCAAUUUGAACGGAUUCCAAUCAAUUACAAAGAAAUGGAGAGCUGGAAAAAUUUCAAACUUUUAUUACUUAAUGUUAAUCAACACCAUCGCUGGCAGAACAUUUAAUGAUUUAACUCAAUACCCGGUGUUCCCUUGGGUCAUUGCAGAUUAUACCAGCGAGGAGCUCGACUUGAAUAACCCAGAAACAUUUAGAGACCUUUCCAAACCAAUGGGUGCCCAAAGUUUCAAAAGAGCUAGACAAUUCAAAGAAAGAUACGACGCAUUGAAGGGCUUGAAUGACAAAUCAGCGCCUCCUUUUCAUUAUGGUACACAUUAUUCAUCAGCGAUGAUUGUCACUUCCUUUCUCAUCAGAUUAGAGCCCUAUGUUCAAUCAUAUCUUUUACUACAAGGUGGUAAAUUUGAUCAUGCUGACAGAUUAUUUUACUCUAUCGAAAAAGCAUGGAAUUCUGCUGCUAGGGACAAUUACGCUGAUGUUAGAGAAUUGAUCCCUGAAUUCUUCUACUUGCCCGAAUUUCUCACAAACUCCAGCAAUUUCCAGUUGGGAAAAUUGCAAAAUGGUGAAACAAUCAAUAAUGUUAUUUUGCCACCAUGGGCUAAUAAUGAUCCGAAAAUAUUCAUUCAAAAGCAACGGGAGGCUUUGGAAAGUCCUUAUGUGUCUGCACACUUGCAUGAAUGGAUUGACUUAAUUUUCGGUUUCAAGCAACAAGGCCAACAGUCUGUGGAUUGUAGAAAUGUGUUCCACUAUUUAAGUUACCGUGGAGCAAUAAAUUUGGAUGAUAUCGAUGAUGAAGUUGAAAGACGGGCAAUGACUGGCAUCAUUCAUAAUUUUGGUCAAACCCCACUUCAAAUUUUUGCAAAACCUCAUCCUCCUCGUGAACAAUUUGCUUGUCCAAUUCUUGAGGUCUUCCGAUUAUCUGAUAUUCCACGUGUUGAUAAGAGUGCCAAUUUAUCAAUAAAUCAUUUGGAAAUGGGCUACAAAUCAAGUGGUGGUGGUCUAAUUUGGAAAGGUAGAAUCAAUUUAUUUUCUACUGAAGAUAAUUUAAAGAUUCAAGGAGGGUCAUCAUUUUCAUCGUUACUUGUCAAUGGAAGGGUUUUUGAAAGCUUACAUUCAGGCAAUAUUAAUGUGUUAGUUCCAAUUGGGGAGAGAAGUUUUAUGACUGGUGCUGAUGAUGGUACAAUAAAUAUCUGGAAAUUUCCAAUCAGAGCCUCGAAAUUCAUCACGUUCAAUAGCUCUCCAGUUCUCUCGCAAUUGAAAUUUCAGGAAGAAUUGGAAUUUAAGAAAACUCUUAGAGGUCAUUUGAGUUCCGUUUUAGAUAUCAAGGUGUCCCGAACUUUUAAUUUGGCGGUCACCUUGGAUGAUUUGGGCCUCGUUUAUGUUUGGGAUUUGGUGAGAUAUAAAUUUGUGAGAGAGGUUAAUACUAAUCAUGUCCAAGGAAAAGUGAAGCAUAUAAACGUUUCAAAUACCACCGGUACUAUUGGUUUAGCGUCUGAUUUUAAUGUCUCACUUUACACAAUUAAUGGGGAAUUUAUAACUUCCGAAGUUUCCAAAGAAAAGCUCACUUGUAUUUCUUUUGCUGAUAAGAGACGCCCAAUUUCUGGAAGUUUUGAUCAAGUGAAGUUUGAAGAAAACCAUGAGUUCUGGAAAGAUGGCCAAAUAGUAUUGUUGGGUAGUGCUAGAGGUGUUGCUUUAUAUUGCUUACAGAUUAUUAAUAAUCGCUGGGCUGUUCAUGUGAUUGCAAACUUCAAAGUAAGAAACAAAGAGGGUGAAGUCAUUAGAGACAAUAGCGCCAUAACAUGCAUUGAAAUGAAUUUAAAAGCUUCAUCUGACGAAAAAAGCAACACCUACGGUACCGGUCAGAUCGCGGCUGGGGACUCUAGUGGUCAAAUUAUUGUCUGGUCCUGA
Saccharomycopsis crataegensis is the source of this 7380-nucleotide messenger RNA. It is a transcript of the gene BPH1, whose product is annotated as Bph1p. The coding region runs from base 1 to 7380 and encodes 2459 amino acids. The transcript has a single exon. Gene Ontology annotation, molecular function: protein binding. The record is from RefSeq and is a predicted model, not a curated record. NCBI's taxonomy places the organism in Eukaryota, Fungi, Ascomycota, Saccharomycetes, Ascoideales, Saccharomycopsidaceae.